GCCCUGUGGCUUUUUUAGUUAAGAGGCACCAGCUUGCAAACGCACCAAGUGUGAUAACCUACGUGUCGUUUAAAAAAAUGCAAUUUUCUUCGGCAAUCGCGUCUCCGAAGCUGCUUCUGCAGCUCUUCAUCAGCACCAUCUACUGCAUUUUUGAGAGCGCCUUUUCAAAACUUCAUUACUGGACAACAGGAGCCUGCAAGGGGACAAAGUCGUUCGUUUCAGCUGCUGGCCAUAAACUGAACGAAAAUAACGAGGAAACUGCAACGAUUCCAACGAGCGUCAACUAUCACUUUACGCGCAAAUGUAAUUAUAAAUGUGGGUUUUGUUUCCACACUGCGAAAACAUCCUUCGUCCUGCCCCUGGAGGAAGCCAAAAGGGGCCUUAAGCUUCUAAAGGAAUCGGGCAUGGAAAAGAUCAACUUCUCUGGAGGCGAGCCCUUCCUGCAUGAGAGGGGAGAGUUUCUGGGGAAAUUGGUGCAAUACUGCAAGCAGGACCUCCAACUCCCAAGUGUCAGCAUUGUCAGCAAUGGAAGCAUGAUCAAAGAAAAAUGGUUCCAGAAAUAUGGUGUCUAUCUGGACAUUCUAGCUGUCUCUUGUGACAGCUUCGAUGAAGCGACCAACCAGCUGAUUGGCAGGACUCAAGGCAGGAAGAGCCACCUUGACAAUCUCUACAAGAUUUGCAACUGGUGCCAGGAGUAUAAAGUGGCAUUCAAAAUCAACUCAGUCAUCAACACCUUCAACACUGACGAAGACAUGACAGAGCACAUCAAUCAGCUUAACCCUGUCCGCUGGAAGGUGUUCCAGUGCCUGGUGAUUGAUGGGGAAAACGCAGGCGAGUCAGCCCUGAGAGAGGCGGAGAGGUUUGUCAUCAGUGACCAGCAGUUUCAGGAGUUUCUGGAUCGACACAGCAGCGUCUCCUGCCUUGUUCCCGAGUCUAAUGAGAAGAUGAGGAACUCCUACCUGAUCCUGGAUGAAUAUAUGCGUUUUCUGGACUGUCGAGAGGGACGGAAGGAUCCAUCCAAAUCAAUCCUUGAUGUUGGGGUGGAGCAGGCGAUUUGUUUCAGUGGCUUCGAUGAAAAAAUGUUUCUAAAGAGAGGAGGAAAAUAUGUGUGGAGCAAAGCUGAUAUGAAGCUGGAGUGGUAAAACCCUGAGCAUCUGACAUUGUGCAGCUCAUUUUUGGUUCUCCUUUGCACUGAUGUGCUGUACAGUGUGCACAUUUUGUAGUAGCUCUGUAAAUAUUUGGGAGUAUCCAGAUUUAUCUUGGCCGUUUUUUUUUAAAAAUUAGCUUUGCAAUGACAAUAAGUUAGGGAGGGGCGCGUGUGGGUGUGUGGGUGUGUGUGUGUGUGGGGGAAGGCUGAUAUAGAAGGUGACUCUGAAGUAUUGUUUUGAUAUAAAUAUAUUAUAUUGUAUAGUAUUCAUAUUGCACUGAUUAUGACUGUUGGAAAAGUAAUACAUAUUAAAAGUAUAAUUGUAUAAAAUAAUUUUAGAUUGAAGGACAACUUAGCACAGAAGUGUUAUGAUCAUUUAUUGUUUUUUUUAUGUGGUUGUAUUACAGAACACAAUAAAGUUAUUUUUUCCAUGAUAACUAUU
Molecule: messenger RNA, 1589 nt
Organism: Archocentrus centrarchus (flier cichlid)
Lineage: Eukaryota; Metazoa; Chordata; Actinopteri; Cichliformes; Cichlidae
Gene: rsad2
Product: radical S-adenosyl methionine domain containing 2
Exons: 6
Coding region: 78-1142 (354 amino acids)
Biological process (GO): positive regulation of immune response; defense response to virus
Cellular component (GO): endoplasmic reticulum; lipid droplet; mitochondrion
Molecular function (GO): catalytic activity; 4 iron, 4 sulfur cluster binding
Source: RefSeq, a predicted model, not a curated record